AUGACGUUGGAAAAAGUGGAGUACAGAGAUGGUCCCUAUCGACCCUACAAGCUAAUCAAAAGACGCUUUUGUGCCCCACUAACCAGAACCGACUGGGCCAUUCUCCUCUUUCUCACAUCAUGUUCCUUGCUCCGCAUAUACAAACUAUACCAACCAGAUAAAGUCAUCUUUGACGAAUUGCACACUUGGAGACAGAUUCAGCAUUACCGCGAGGGCAAGUUUUUUUUGGACGUGCAUCCGCCGUUGGCGAAGCUCAUUUACUACUUUUUCGACCAUCUUGCGGGUUCCUCGCUGUCGACUUUUCAACGGAUUGGCCAAUCGUACGUGGCGCAACUCUACGUUGCCAUGCGGCUAUUUGCUGGGGUUUGCGCGGUGAUGAGCGUCGACUUGGUUUACUUGCUCAUGAGAUUGGACUCGGGGUACAUGACUAGUGUGUUCACGUCGUUGCUUUUGUGCUUGGACAAUUCCCACGUUGUUCAAUCGCGGUUGAUCUUGGCUGAUGCGCCGUUGCUCGUGUCUCAAAUUGCCGCUAUUUAUUUUUUGAAACUGGCGAUGAAGCGGGAAUUUUUUACCAAGUCCUGGUGGUUGAGUCUAUUUGCUACAGGGGUGUCCUUGGGGUUCACGAUGAGCUUGAAAUUGAACGGUUGGUUUACGUUUGUGUGGGUUGGGGUGGUCACGUGCUGGGAGUUGUACGAUAUACUUGGCGACUUGACGAUUCCAAUUUUGCAGUGGCUAAAGCACGUCUUGUGGAGAUUUGCUGCCGUGGUGGUUGUUCCAUUGACAAUCUACUGCAGCGUAUGGUACCUCCAUUUCGAGCUUCUUCCCUACGAGAGCAGCCAUAGUGGGUACAUCUCACCCCAUUUCAGAUCGACGUUCCGCGAUUACGAGCCGGAUCCCGUGGAAGUCUUAUAUGGCAGCACCAUUACUCUCAAGCACAACAAUUUGGAGAAAUACUUGCACUCGCAUAAUGCACAUUACCCGGAAGGCUCAAAUUUGCAGCAGGUGACACUCUAUGAUUUCGCCAAUGAUGUAAACAACGAAUGGGUAGUUGAGACACCCCACAAAUACUACGAGCAAAAUAUUAUGCACAAGGUCAAGCCGGUUAAAGACGGAGACACGAUCCGGCUAUACCAUAAGCGCACCGGCCAUUACUUACACGUCAACGAUAUACGACCACCCGUGAGUGACAGAUACGACUAUGCCAACGAGGUCAACUGUAAUGAGACGCGCGGGUUGUUGGGUAACACCGAGUACGAAUUCAAAGUCCGCAUCGUGGGCAAAAAGAAACACGCCGUGAACGAUUUGCCCUUGAUCAAAUUGCGCGCGACGGAAACGGUGAUGCAAUUGGUGCACAGGAACCAGAAAUGCAUCUUGGUUGGCCAUGAAGCAAGAUUGCCCCUUUGGGGGAACGAGCAAAACGAAGUCUUGUGCGUUGAAGAGCCCACGAUUCCCAACUCGUUGUGGUAUGUGGAAGCUAACCUGCAUCCGAUAUUGGAGCAGAUGGGCGACGCGAUCCCCAAGGUCAAGUUUGAUGCCGCCCCAUUCAGAUUCUGGCACAAGAUGUGGGAGAUCCACCAGGCCAUGAUCCGGUUGAACGCGGGGUUCACCACCAUAAACGAAGCUAGUUCGCUGGCUUUAUCGUGGCCGCUUCUGCUCUCGGGGACCCCCUAUUUUGAAAGUGAAGCGACGUUGGAGAACGACGCGGCUCAGAUUUAUUACUUGGGCAAUGUGGCUGUCUACUGGACCACUUUUGCCGCGUUGCUCAUUUCCAUGGUUAAGUUGUUUUUGCAUUUAAUCAGGAAUAUGAAUCCGCUUGUGUUGUACGUUGACACGUUGGCCAAGCUGCAGUUUUACGACAACUCGAGCGUUUACUUGCUUGGCUGGCUUUUGCACUUCAUCCCCUAUGUCUACAUGGAGCGCAAUCUCUACUUGCAUCAUUAUUUACCGGCUUUGGUCUUUGCAAUUUUGAAUUUGGGAGAGUAUGUCCAGUACCAGAACAAUAAAUACAUCAGAGCAGGAUUGGUGUGUGCAAUUACUGGUGCCGUGGCAUACUGUUUUAUGCUGUUUAUUCCGUUGGUUUACGGAUCAGGCUGGACCGUGUCUGAAUGUGAGGCGCACAGGUGGUUUCCUGGCUGGAACUUUAACUGUGAAAUCUACACUGGACAAUGA
Molecule: messenger RNA, 2169 nt
Organism: Lodderomyces beijingensis
Lineage: Eukaryota; Fungi; Ascomycota; Pichiomycetes; Serinales; Debaryomycetaceae
Source: the annotation of a GenBank genome assembly